This is a messenger RNA of Phytomonas sp. EM1, 1374 nucleotides long. NCBI's taxonomy places the organism in Eukaryota, Euglenozoa, Kinetoplastea, Trypanosomatida, Trypanosomatidae. The record is from the annotation of a GenBank genome assembly.
AUGGAAGAAGAAAGUAGCAUCCGGCCUGGUAUGCUGAGGUGGGAAUCCACCCUGUCGAAUGGGGUGGUGAAGACGUAUUCCCUCUUUCUCGCCGAAUCGCGAAACCCGUCGCGGGUUUCGGUCGACCCCGCGGCCUACCACUUUGAGUUGAGCGGAAACGCAAAAGUCUUGGGGGGGCUGCUCUAUUAUCUCUCCCCAACCGCCACACGUUGUAUCAUGUCGCCGAUGAAUGGUCGGCUGGAGAUCCGUCGGAUGGAGCACGCCUACGAAGCCGGUGGUGGGGAGGACCGAAGUCGUGGGGAUGCGAAAAACCCGUCGUGGAAUCCAAAUCGGAAAGGAAAAGGGCGUGGCGCCGCCGCCACCGCCUUUCCCUCUUCCACGGGCUUUCCAAACGACGAAACGGCGGAAGGCGAUAUCGUCGGCAGCAGCGGCUCCGCCGUCGUCUCCGCCUACCCACAAGUGUUUAACUCCUUCCGCUACUUUGAUCUGGCGGGGAAUCGAUCGAAUGAAGGGAAAGGGGGGGAUUCGCAUACCCUGAACGAACCCUCCCGUGGCGAGGAGCCCCUUUUUAUUCCGCUACCCUCCAAACAGGUCGAUACGGAGCCCCUCCGACGGGCCGCGUACCUCGCCGGGCAGCUCAGCCUCCCGCUGCAAAUCCUCCUCGGAGGGGAGGGGUGCCCCGUGCACGUCCGAGCCCCUCCUUUGACGGCCGUGGAUGGCGUUCGAUCCCUGCCGGUGGCCUCGGAAACGCUCGCGAGCGAUCUUUCCGGAGGGUUGCAAGUUUCCUUCGAGAUGUACGUCGCGGCGCUCGACAUCGCUCCGCUUUCCCGGCCUUCUCAGCCACCCCCAACACCACGGAGCACCGUUGGGGAGGGGGUCGCUCCUCCGUUGCCGGCCCCUUCUUCGCAGGGGAUGACAACGGCCCUCAGCCACCCCCCUCGGGAGGGGGAGGAUCGCCUUUCAUCCGGCCCUUCUCCUGUGGAAAGUCGCCCUCGCUUUCACGAUCCAUCAGGGGAUCCCGGACGAGCGGGGGAGUACUUGAAACCCGACAAAGACGACCCCUUAGCCGGGGAUUCACGCCCUCCUCGACCACGCGAUCCCUCGCCGCCGCGUGGGGAUUUUCCCUUAGUGAUGACACCCCAGGCCGCUCGUGAGGAGGAUGGGGAGCGUCCCUUGCGGCGGCAACGGUUGUCUGAUUUAUAUCCUCUCGAUUACAAAUCCUUCGCGCGCGCGCGGGCGACGGCGGAGGAGCAGGGUUUGGAUGAUCGCAUCGGGAUUUUUGAUAUGGAGGAGGAUGAGGGGUUGCAGCGGUUUCUGCAGAACUGCGCUUCUGCGUUGUCGGAGUGCGGGGCCACCGAGCGAUGGAGUUUGUGA